Messenger RNA from Caenorhabditis briggsae, 1251 nucleotides. It is a transcript of the gene Cbr-lin-53, whose product is annotated as Protein CBR-LIN-53. The transcript is spliced from 3 exons. Gene Ontology annotation, molecular function: histone binding. The record is from RefSeq and is a predicted model, not a curated record. The coding region runs from base 1 to 1251 and encodes 416 amino acids. NCBI's taxonomy places the organism in Eukaryota, Metazoa, Nematoda, Chromadorea, Rhabditida, Rhabditidae. Gene Ontology annotation, cellular component: nucleus; NuRD complex; ESC/E(Z) complex. Gene Ontology annotation, biological process: regulation of gene expression.
AUGGCAACCAUAGAGGAUGGUACCUCGGAGGAUCGUGUGGCCAAUGAUGAAUACAAAAUUUGGAAGAAAAACACUCCGUUUUUGUAUGAUCUCGUUAUGACGCACGCACUCGAAUGGCCAUCGUUGAGCGUGCAAUGGCUUCCAGAAAUCGAAAAGGAAAGUAGCGACCAUACUGUUCAUAGACUUAUUCUCGGAACGCAUACAUCAGAUGAGCAAAACCAUCUUUUGAUUUCAAAAAUCUGCAUGCCAACAGAUGAAGCGCAAUUUGAUGCGUCUCGUUACGACACCGAACGCGGUGAGUUCGGAGGUUUCGGAGCUGUGAACGGAAAGGUUGAACCUGAUAUUCGUAUCAAUCACGAGGGAGAAGUUAACCGUGCUCGCUACAUGCCUCAAAAGCCAACCAUUAUUGCCACAAAAUCUCCAUCUGCCGAUGUCUAUAUCUUCGAUUAUACAAAGUACCCAUCUGUUCCAAAGGACAACACUUUCAAUCCUCUGCUCAAACUCAAAGGACAUACUAAAGAGGGAUACGGAUUGUCAUGGAACCCGAAUAAAGAAGGUCUGAUUCUUUCCGCUUCAGACGACCAGACUGUAUGUCACUGGGAUAUUAACGGAAACGCUGGGGCAAACGGCGAAUUGAAAGCGAGAGAAAUCUUCAAGGGGCACGAAUCUGUCGUUGAAGACGUUGCGUGGCAUGUUUUGCACGACGGAGUUUUUGGUUCGGUCGGAGAUGACAAGAAAUUGCUCAUUUGGGAUCUGCGAACCAACGUUCCAGGACAUGCAAUCGAUGCUCAUUCAGCCGAAGUUAAUUGCCUUGCCUUCAAUCCAUACUCCGAAUUCAUACUAGCCACUGGUUCAGCCGAUAAAACUGUCGCGCUUUGGGAUCUCAGGAAUCUCCGUCUCAAGUUACAUUCGUUCGAAUCUCAUCGCGACGAAAUCUUCCAAGUUCAAUGGAGCCCGCAUAAUGAGACCAUCCUCGCAUCCAGCGGAACUGACAAACGACUUCAUGUUUGGGACCUGUCCAAAAUCGGAGAAGAUCAAACUGCUGAGGAUGCUGAGGAUGGACCACCUGAGCUCCUCUUCAUCCAUGGUGGGCACACUGCCAAAAUCAGCGAUUUCUCAUGGAACCCUAACGAACCAUGGGUGGUUUGCAGUGUUUCGGAAGAUAACAUUUUGCAAGUUUGGCAGAUGGCUGACAACAUUUACAACGAUGUCGAAGACGAAACUCCCGCCGAUAUGGUUGAGCGGUCUUAA